CACUGCGCAUUGGGCUCCUACCUCAAGGACCAGGCAGUGGCGGCAUCCAGCACUCGGGAGCGCCAACAUGUAUAUCGACAUAGUCGACCUGGAUUCGGGCCGCAUCGUGCAAAACCACUCCCUCGCCCUAAUCGAGUCUCAAUCCCAGAUGCUCGUCUACCCUGGAGGCUCCUUAUAUCCCGUCUUCAUAGGUUGUCUUAGCGUUGGCUCACCCGACCCUCAACAAGUCUUCGCUAGCGGCGUAAUGGAUAGGCCAAGCGUCAACGCGAGUAAGCAUCUCAGGUUAAAUGAGUAUUAGUUGCCCUUUCGGUUAAGCCCACCGGGCGGAAUAAAUUGUUUGUG
Messenger RNA from Parathielavia appendiculata, 342 nucleotides. RefSeq lists its product as uncharacterized. The transcript is spliced from 2 exons. Bases 68 to 298 code for a protein of 76 amino acids. The record is from RefSeq and is a predicted model, not a curated record. Lineage: Eukaryota; Fungi; Ascomycota; Sordariomycetes; Sordariales; Chaetomiaceae.